CCGCUGAAGUUCGCCUACGUCGGAUGUGCGCGCAGCGCUGCCUGCCUCCUGCCUGGGUGUAGCGAUGGAAGUCGGAAAGUUUGAGGACUCCGGGAGCCUGCGAGAAACUGAGGACUAGGACUCGUCUGUCCUCAUCUCCGAUCCUGUUCACGCGAGGUAGGGCAUCAUGGCGACCAACACGGAUAAGAAGUGGCCCCAGGAUGACUGUCAGUGCUGUCUUACUGAAGAUCAGCUCGACUCUAUUAGAAACAACAAUGAUGUGCGGGCCUUUUUUGUGAUGCAUUUCCUAAACGACCUUAAGGAAAAGGGCGUGUCGCCGAUGCUUCACAAUACGCCCAUCGUCUGCAGGGUGGAGAACACCGAGAGAUACACCACUCGCUCCAAGGUGCGUGUCUGCUCUCUGUACACGGUGCGUCUGACCCACGGGGAAUUCACCUGGACCAUCAAGAGGAAGUAUAAGCAUUUCCAUGACCUGCACAGAGACCUGUACAAGCACAAGAUGAUGCUGCAGUUCCUCCCGCUCGGGAGGUUUGCCAUUCAGAGGCAGCAGCUGGAGAGCAUGACUGAGGAGAUGCCCUCUCUGCACGGCACCGAGAGAAUGGGCAGGACAUCCAGCAAACCGAAAUACCUGGAAGAGUACCUAAACAGCCUUCUGGAGAACCCUUUCUGCAAGAAUUACAGUGGCAUGCUGGAGUUCCUCAGCAUCAGCCCUCUUUCCUUUAUCAAAGAUCUGGGACCCAAAGGCUUGGAAGGCUAUAUCCUGAAGAGGUCAGGAGGUCACCGGAUCCACGGCGUCAACUGCUUCGGGCAUCACCAGUUCUGUUUCCGCUGGUCGCAGCGCUGGCUCGUGGUCAAGGACUCGUUUCUGCUCUACAUGUCCAGGGAUCCGGGCCUGGUGUCCUUCGUGCUGCUCUUCGACCCCAAGCUGAACGUCCUGGCCGACCGCCGCGCCACGCAAACCAAACACGGGGUGUGCAUCGAGAACGUCAGCAGGAAGUUGGUGAUCAAGUGCAACAGCUACAGGCAGACCCAGUGGUGGACUCAUGAGAUACGACGUCUGUCUGAACGUUGCGAUUUUCUCCAGACUCACCGCUUCAGCGGCUUCGCCCCGCCCAGACCCGAGUCCCUCACUAAAUGGUACGUGAACGGGUGUGGAUAUUUCUCAGACGUUGCCGAUGCCAUGGAGAAGGCGAAGGAGGAGAUCUUCAUCACUGAUUGGUGGUUAAGUCCUGAAGUUCACCUCAAGCGUCCUGCCAGAGGGACGUACUGGCGUCUGGACCAGAUCCUCAAGCGCAAAGCGGAACAAGGAGUGAAGGUGUGUGUGAUGUUGUAUAAAGAGUUAGAGCUGGCUCUGGGCAUCAACAGCGAGUACAGUAAGAGGACCCUGAUGGACCUGCACCCGAAUAUCAAGGUGAUGCGUCAUCCCGAUGUGGCCUCCGUCGUCUUCCUUUGGGCCCACCAUGAAAAGAUGGUGGCCAUCGACCAAUCGGUGGCCUUCGUAGGCGGACUGGACCUCGCCUUCGGGAGGUGGGACGACAGCAACUACAGGUUGUUUGACAUGGUGGAAUCGCAGACAGCCAAUCACAACGAGCGCCCGGUUCCUGAGACUGAAGGGGAGGAUGCAGUUAAUGUUCCUCUCACUGGUAGAGUGGUUCCAGAAGGUCGUGACGAGGUGGACCUCAGCUGUAACACACUGUUCUGGUUGGGGAAAGACUACAGCAACUUCAUCAAGAAGGACUGGACGCAGCUGGACCAGCCGUUCCAAGAUAACGUGGACCGGGCGCAUGUGCCCCGUAUCCCGUGGCGCGACCUCGGAGCCGUGGUUCAUGGGAAAGCAGCCAGGGAUCUGGCACGGCACUUCAUCCAGCGCUGGAACUUCACCAAGAACUUUAAGAAAAAGUAUAAAGCCCAGUUUUACCCAUACCUGCUGCCCAAGAGUCACACUACUGCCACUGAGCUUCCCUUCAUCGUGCCUGGAGCAGCCAAAGCAUCUGUACAGGUGCUCCGCUCGGUGGAUCCCUGGUCGGCCGAGAUAAGCGAAUGUUCCAUCCAAAACGCUUACAUACACACCAUCGAGAGCAGCCAGCACUACAUUUACAUAGAGAAUCAGUUCUUCAUUAGCUGUGCUGACACUGUGCAAAACACCAUAGGAGACACUAUUGUCAAGAGGAUCCUGCGUGCACACAGUGAGAAACAGAAGUACAGAGUGUUUGUGGUGAUUCCUCUUCUGCCUGGAUUUGAGGGAGACAUCAGUGAGGGAGGAGGCAACGCCAUCCAGGCCAUACUACACUUUACCUACAGGACAAUCAAUCGCGGAAAAAACUCUAUCCUGUCCCGGCUCAAGGAACACAUGCAGGACGAAUGGACGCAGUACAUCUCCGUGUGCGGCCUGCGCACCAACGCCAAGCUCGGCCACACGCCCGUCACCGAGCUCAUCUACGUCCACAGCAAGGCGCUGAUCGCCGACGACCGCCGCUACAUCAUCGGUUCAGCCAACAUUAACGACAGGAGCAUGAUGGGAGCGCGGGACAGCGAGCUGGCGGUGCUGGUGGAGGACGAGGAGCGGGUUCCGUCCCGAAUGAACGGCGAGGACUAUGAAGCCGGGCCUCUGGCGCUCGCCCUGCGCAAGGAAUGCUUUAGGGUUCUGCUGGGGGCCGAUUCGGACCCCUCGAUAGACAUCGACGAUCCGGUCAGCGAUCACUUCUUCUCCGAGGUGUGGAACAAGAUCGCCCGAUCGAAUGCUUCCAUCUACGAAACGGUUUUCCGGUGCCUUCCGUACGAUUCGAUCCGUAACCUGCGCGAGCUGCAGACGCACGUGGGCACGGCCGCGCUGGCGCAGACCGACCCGGAGAAGGCCGGCGAGGAGCUGCGCGCCAUCCGCGGAAUCCUGGUCCACUUCCCGCUGCACUUCCUGUGCGAGGAGAACCUGCUUCCUCCCGCCGGCAGCAAAGAGAGGAUGGUUCCUCUGGACGUGUGGACCUAACGCCGACUCAAAACAAACAAACGGACGCUAAUCUGGACUGGCCUGUAGUGAAGCAGAGCGUUUCCUGUCUGCGGUAACGCCGCGGAAAGUGAUUAGCUGAACUGAAUUGAAGUGUAGUGACUCAUGUCUCUCCGCGGGAGCGAGAGGAAGUGCGCGCUCUCCCGCAGAGGAUUUCGUUCAAAAUGGCUCGCUGGAAGCUGGAGACAGCCGGGCUGCUGUAGAUGUGUAAAAUGGCGGUGUGUGUGAGUGUGUGUGUGAGAGAGAGAGAGAGAGAAAGAGAGAGAUGAGUGUUUAUGGACGAAGUGAUCAGAACAGAGCGUACAUUUUGUGUUGCUGCGCCGUGUAGGCGGACUGCACCACUUUCUCAACCUCUUUUCCCAUAUCUCUAUUCUCUCUCUCUCUCUCUCUCUCUCUCUUUCUCUGAAGUGCUACACCUCUCAGUGCGAUGCCGGCGAAUCUGCACGACGGUUGUUAUGGUGACAGGUAAAAAAGAGCUGACUGCGAGGAAGAGAGAGAGAGGAAAUGAUAGAGGAAGUGUGGAUGAAUACUGUAACAGAGGGGGGAUGCAGCAAGGAGGGAAUAGGUUUUAAAUGGUUUUAAAAUGGUGAUUGAGAGGAGAGAGAGAGAGGGAGAGAUGGAGGGAUUGUUUAAAGGGUGCGCAGGGGAAGUGAAGAUGUGUCUAAGCCCUGCAAUAAUAUCCCUCCCCCCCUUUGGGAGUUAUGGUUAUGUAAUACAGUCGUUUUCAAACUUCAUGAUUGUUCGGAGGAACUAAACAGGAAAAAAAAAAAAAAGAGAGAGAGGAGCGCCAAGAGAAAGAAGUGCAUGUGCAGUAGCUCGUUCAAACCUCUUAUCGAAAUCCCGUAAUGGACUUUCUCCCCAUGUUAGAUAGGACCAUCCGUCAUCAUCGUCUCCGAACGUACUGUAACGUCUAACCGUCCGCGGAAAAGAGAUGACAAAAGGGUUUCCUGAAACUCUAGAAAGCCUUUUUCUUGAUAAUGAUACUCACACACACACACACACACACACACACACACUACAGAUGAGGUGUGUCGUUCAUAAAUACCAAGAUAUCGAUUUAAACACUUGAAGAAGAAGUACUACUGUACUAAACUGUAUUUGUAUCAAAUAGUGUAUCGCAGUAAACAAUGAAAGCGGAUAAUACUAACAGGUAAACAUCUAACUGAGAGGCGUUCAAGUCAAGCCGGGACUUUAAAUUGUGCGGAACACAGAUAUGACAGUAGGAUAUAAACCCCUGCUAUACUAAUGCACUUAUCCCAACGUUUCAACCAUCAAGGUAGAAAGUUUUUCUCUGAUCGAAAACGCCGGCCUCCCAGGAACUCCGCCUUCAAUGCACCAAUCGUGUUAAAGUGUGUGUACAGUUCCCAUGUCUCUCCUGCAAGUUAGCGCCAAGUUAUCCCUCAAUUUAUUAUUUUUUUUCAAGGAUCAGGCAUUCUCAACCCCUCAAACACACUGGGUCCGGGUUAGAUUCCCAGCCAGGGUCUAUUCCCAUCUCUGUGUGCGUGGAGUUUGCAUGUUCUCCCCGUGCUAGGUGGGUUUCCUCUGGGUACUCUGGUUUCCUCCCGCAGUCCAAUGAUAUGCAGGCUAGGCUAAUUGGCGUUAUCAAAAUUGCCCGUAGUGUGUGAAUGGGUGUGUGAGUGAGUGCAUGUGUGUCCUGUGUGUCCAUGGAUUGGCACCCAGCCCAGGGUGUACCCCUCCUGGUGUCCUAAGUCUCCUGGGAUAAGUCUCCAGGAAGCCCCCUCCCCCCACGACCCUGAAUACAGGAUAAAGCAGUAUAGACGGUGAGCGAGUGAGUUAGUGUAUAUCCCGGUUUGACUUGAACGGCCCUUGUUGUUUUGGUUUUACACAUUUUAACCGUCUUGCGGUACUUGAAGUCUUUCGAUAGCUCCUGAUUGUCAGUCGUCAUAUAUAUAUUGGGAACCGUUUAGACAGGUUAAAGUUUAAAGGUUUAAAAGAUAACGUUCGCAUGAACCAGUAAACUCGGGUGAUGUAGCUGAGUUUGCUUAUAUACUAAACUGUGUGUCGACCACACAUCUGGAAAACCAGCGGCACCAUGAUGAACAGCCCUCUGGUGGAAUAUGCACACUACUGUACCCGAAAAAUAACACACCAAGACGGACGCGUAUGCAAAUAUUUCUGACAUUCCAGUUCUUCAUCCCUUUCUCUAACAGAGGUUUCGGUUCAUGCAGACUUCCUCUGCUACAUUCCAGACGAUGUUUAUUUUGUAUCACUGAUCAUCAGUUUCGUCUGUCACUUUUAAACGUAGCUGGUUAGUGCAAUACCUGUAAACUCGACCUAAAGAUCACUAUCUCAUUUUUUCUUUUUUAAUGAACUUUAACUGUGGUAUAUUUUUGUAUACAGUGUUUUUUCUUUUUCCUAAAUGGUAGACACUUUAGCAAAACUCUAUUCAGAUUCUAAUAAAGGGUUCUCACUAAUACUUUGCACUUCACUAAUACAUAAUACAGUACUGAUGUUCUGUUUGUAUGUGCUGAUAUAUAAAUUUAAAUAUAUAUAUUUUUGUGGCUUGCAAUCUUACUAUCUAACUGAGCGACAGACCAGCUGCUGCGAGCCCAGCAAAAUGUCCAAAAUAAACUAGAAAUUUUCCUAAA
Molecule: messenger RNA, 5610 nt
Organism: Clarias gariepinus (North African catfish)
Lineage: Eukaryota; Metazoa; Chordata; Actinopteri; Siluriformes; Clariidae
Gene: pld2
Product: phospholipase D2
Exons: 25
Coding region: 167-2983 (938 amino acids)
Biological process (GO): cell motility; phosphatidic acid biosynthetic process; intracellular signal transduction
Molecular function (GO): phosphatidylinositol binding; D-type glycerophospholipase activity
Source: RefSeq, a predicted model, not a curated record